This is a messenger RNA of Serpula lacrymans var. lacrymans S7.9, 1901 nucleotides long. RefSeq lists its product as uncharacterized. NCBI's taxonomy places the organism in Eukaryota, Fungi, Basidiomycota, Agaricomycetes, Boletales, Serpulaceae. The record is from RefSeq and is a predicted model, not a curated record. Bases 23 to 1225 code for a protein of 400 amino acids. The transcript is spliced from 5 exons.
GUCGCACUCACUCCAUCUCACCAUGCCUGCAACCACUCGCAGAGAAACACCAAGGACAUCCAAACCUCCCAGCGCUACAAAGCAGAAGACCACCCCGCACCCAGACCAACAACAUGACGAGAAGACCGAGAUCGAAUCACACCCAAAAGUAGGUGAGAAGCGAGAAGCUGAUAACGACGAAGGUGGAGCAGAAGAACCUCCCUCUAAAAAAGCAAAAUCCCAUGAAGAUGAUGCGAUUGACUACUCAUUCCAAGAAGGUGUCAUUGAGAGAGGUCACAUUUAUUUCUUCUACCGUCCAAAAGUUCAACACGAAGAAGCACAUUCGUUGGACCACGUUAAAAAUAUGCACAUACUUCUUGUCCCUCGUCCUCCAGUGUUCAGCGCUUAUGACCCACAAGUUGACAAGGUGAACGAUAAAGUCGUCAUAGAACAGGAGGGCAACCAGGAAAUGAAUUUAAUAUUGGAAGGCGCAGACGCACUACCCGCUCCGGAAUCUCGGGGUGUAUCGAAAAAGACUUUUCGACUCAUCACGAUUGGAAAGAAGAAGUUGCCUAAUCCAGAGGGAAGUGGUCGAAAGGAUACUUUCUGGGCAGUAGUCACCACCGUAGGAGACGAUCUUCACAGUCUCGAAUCUGGCUUGGGAGAAAAAACAUACGAAACUAAAACAAGAGGGACGAGGCAUGAAGAGCCUGUACGUCUUGCCGGGCGUGGGGCUUAUGCUAUUGCAAAUCAAAGUUCCACGACCCCGUCUUCGCGAGAAACUCAUCUUGGAUAUCAUCUCUCACAUCCUAACGAGCUUGGCGAUGUACAAAACGCUCUUGGCAUUCACCUUGCUUCUUCUUUCGUUUUACAGGUCAAGAAUCCUUUAGCACCCGCCACAGGGCCGCAGCGCAUUGGAUUGCCUAAGGGGCGACGUGCAGAAUAUUCCUCGAGCAUUAUGGAUCAGGUGUUUGGAAAGGGCACGCGGGGCCGCCAGUCGUACGGUCUAAGAUUUAGCGCGUGCAAUCACAUAGAUCUACUCAACCACAAGGGAGCUGAGCUACUUUUGAUUGCCGCUCGUACAGGGGCCAGUGGUAACGAUCAAAGUUUGGGUGAAGGACGAGGCGAAGCAUUGCAGGAGGCGGAGGAAAAUGAAGGGAAAGAACCCGUCGAAGAUGUCUUCAAGGAACUAGCAAUGGAUAAGGAUGUCUUUCCCGCUGAACCACUUCAAGGAGAAUGGAUCUAGCUGCCCGUGAACGACAUAAUCCGUAACGUACAAGUACCUAUCGAUAUUUAUCACUUUUCAUAGCAUACAACGAAGAAUGUGCCAACUGUAUAUAUGCAUAUGUAUUCAUCUAAAUGUCUAAGACUUACGCACCUAUAACAUCCUAACUUUGAUCUGAAAUGAUGACAGAAACUCCGUUGACCCCUAGGAAUCGCCUCCUCCAAUGUCAGGUAGAUCUGGUAUCAAUGAAUUGUUUGUAUGUGUUGAAAGAGUCGAAGGUAGCAUCAAUUGGCAUGAUCAAAGUAUCAAAUGGAGAAACAGUGCUAGUUGUUGGGGCACCAUCAGACGAGCUGUCAGUAUCAGAUGGAGUGAAAAAUACGUCGAGCGCAUUCGGGUCGGACGAUAUGGUGGAACCAUUUUGAGACGUCGCUGCAGCGAAAGGAGCAAUGGAACGGACUUCAGGGACACCAACGGACCGCUUGGUCCCUUGCCGAAGCACAACUGGCGAAAAAAUGACCGGUGCAUCGUUGGGGUUGGGAAAGUAGUGAAGUCCCCGCGUGAUUUUACUUUCCGGUACUUGAUGAUCGUUCCGAAGGUGUAAUAACAUCUCAGCCUUCCUCAUCGCAUCACCAACAGAACGCUGGCACAAUUUGCAUAUGUAGCUGAUAGCAUUGUCGUCAAACGCCACCAGCUUUUU